Molecule: messenger RNA, 663 nt
Organism: Porites lobata
Lineage: Eukaryota; Metazoa; Cnidaria; Anthozoa; Scleractinia; Poritidae
Source: the annotation of a GenBank genome assembly
AUGUCUACUUCAGACGAUUCAGAUUCGAACACAAGCUCUAGGAGUGUUUCGGAAGAAGUGGAGAGCGAAAUCGAGGACGAUUUUGGCGUAGUUGGCGGCCUCGUGGAGCCAUAUCGUUUCGAGCCUAUUGCCCCGGAAGACUAUGAAGAGCCCGAGGAAGAAGAAGACGAAGACGGUUUAACUCCGGCUAUAUUAGAGGCUAGAUCUGAAAAUCAGAUAACCCUUGAUACAUGGUAAGUAAGAUAUGUAACGAUAACACUUCAGGCCGAGCGAAUUUAGUUUUCUACGAUCUUCAUGCAUACAACAAUAAUUGUUAUAUGCAUGAAGUCCUCUUUGUUUACGGUUUGUUGUACACUAAGUAACUAUAGUAACUUACGUGUUUUUCUUCUAAAUUCUGCUAAAUUUUGUAGGUGUGAAUGCGGAAACUGCAGUACUGAACUUUUGUCCAAUGCCUUGGAGUUCCGUUGUUGCAAGGAGGUCGCCGCAGCCAUGGCAAAACUUACCUUUGAGGGAAUAGAAGGAAGUUGCGUUCUCGACCACACAGACUUCGACGCGCUAACAAAUGCGACUGUACUCGAGCAAGUUUGCCCUCUUUUGAAGGACAGGAAGGGUCGCAGCUACAAAUUUCCUAGCCGAGGAACUCAAAAUGCUAAGAAUGAGUAA